This is a messenger RNA of Drosophila ananassae, 2473 nucleotides long. Its product is annotated as optineurin. NCBI's taxonomy places the organism in Eukaryota, Metazoa, Arthropoda, Insecta, Diptera, Drosophilidae. The record is from RefSeq and is a predicted model, not a curated record. Bases 288 to 2288 code for a protein of 666 amino acids. Gene Ontology annotation, cellular component: centrosome. The transcript is spliced from 3 exons. Gene Ontology annotation, biological process: regulation of cilium assembly.
AUGUGCUGUCCAGUUUAACGACCGGUGGUCUUUCAGUUCAUUUUAUUCGUUAACGUAGAAAGCAACUGGCUCGCCCUAAACUUCUUUUCGAAAUUUUCUUUCAGAAUAUGUGCUAAAAUUUUCCCGGAAUAGAAGUGCUCCAAAAUCGUUAGUGAAUUCUAACAAAAAUUAAAAAAAAAAAAAAAGAAAAAAAAAACAUAGAAAGUUUCCAGAUAGACUUCUAUUCUGACAAUUUUUUUUUGUUUAUUUCGGUUUCGGCUAAAAUCGUUAAUUGAAUUUAAGACACAAUGGCGGAGAAUACAGAAUACACGGAUGAGGGCGGCGAGUACGAGGAUGAUGAGAAACAGUUCAUGGAUGAGCACCAAAUGAUGGAGGAGGGGCCGGAAUGUGACCUCUUCUCCAUGCUGGGUGAAUCGUCCGACGAUCCCGAACAGAAGCGCAUGUACAUGGAGUACUUGGCGCUGAUCAAGGAGAUCGACUGCCAGAACCGGAUCAUCCAAGACAUCAAGACCAAUAUCAUGGACAUGUGCGCCAAGCCGUGCAAGACCCGGAAUGAACUGAGAGAAAUCAAGCGUCUGAGAAUCUGUAUGGAGCAGGAGAACAUCAAGCUCCAUACCAUGAUGAACAGGGCCGUUCAGCUGCAGAACUUUGGAAGUCAUCGCCACUACAAGGAGCUACCGAUGACAACGACAGUGGAUGAGGAUAAUCUGUCGCCCUACAUGUGUGGCAUUGGAGCUUGUCCGCAACCAGAUACCGACUCGGAUCCUUGCAACGAAGGCAGCUCUGCUAGUUGUGGAGGCGGUGGUCCUCGGGACAAUGCCGGCCAGGAUGAGAAGCUGAUCUGUGCUCUUCAAACGGCCAUGAAGAAGAUGAAGGGCGCCUGUCCGGAGGACAAGAAAAUGAUUGAGGAGAUCGCUUGCGCCAUUAUGGGUGCAUCCAAAAAGAAGCCGACUUGCAAUCCACCCUGCCCGAAGCCCUGUCCAACCUGCCCACCACCUUGCCCGGAUAGCAGCAGCUCAUCGAGUGCUCCAUGCCCACCCUGCCCGCCGCCCAAACCAAAAUCUCGUCCCUGCCCUCCGCCACCUUGUCCCCCGUCACCGGCUAAAUGCGAGUCCAUGGAGAAGCUGAAGCGACGAAUCCAGAGCAUGCAGUGUUCGGUUAAGAAGCUGCUCCAGGAGGUGAACAACCGGGACGCAUCGGAGCCCUGUGGUGGUGGCGACGAUGACGACGAGGAGGAGGAGGAGGAUCCUUGUGCACGACCCUGCCCACGGCAGCCAUGUCCCGAAGACCCCGAUCCGUUGGUCAUUUGCGGCGGGAAACGAAACACCAAGGCUGACAAGUACGAGAAAAUGAAGGAAAACUAUACCCGGUUGCUGACUGAAUUUCAGCGCAAGGACUGCCAGAUGAAGGAGCUUCAAAAGAGAAUGAAGGGCAUCGUUGGCUCCUGCCCAUCGAAAGGAGGCGACAAUGAUGCUGAUGCCGCUGAGCUGAACCUCCUGCGGGCUCGGGUCAACGAGCUAAAGGAAGAGCAACUGGAGUUCAAGUGUAUCAUGAAGGAGCAAUCGCAGCAGCUGGAGGACUAUCGCAACAAAUACCUGCUGGCGCAGCAGAAGGUGGAGGAGCAGUGCGUCUCUCUUGAGAAAUUGAAUAUGAACAACAAGCGCAUCGAGCAACAGAUCAACACCGAAGUCAAGGAGAUUCGGGCAAAAUUCCAAGAGAAACUCAAUGAGCUCCUUCACUUCCCCAAGCUCCUGGAAAACGAGCAACUCAAGUUGGCCCAGGUGUGCAAGGAAAAGGACGAAAUGCAGACGAAACUGGUGGUGGUUUGCAAGGAGCUGAAGGCCUGCAAGGCCCAAAUGGAGAAUACACCCAAUGUGGACGUUCGUCCCCAGCUGGCCCAGUGCCAGAUGGAGCUAACCCAAGCUAGAAACGAACUAGAGGAGCUUCUCCGGCAGCGAGAUCUCUUCUGCGAACAACUAAAGUCCACCCAGGACGAUCUAGACACUUUGAGAACCGAGUCGGCCAAAAUCAUUGCCGGUACCAAGGAACGGGCCGAACUCAUAAAGCAACAGCAACAGGAUCAGAUCAACCGAUUGGAGAAGGAGCUGGCCCAGUGCCGAGCAACUGCCUCACUGUCUGUCAACGAUCGGGAGGCGGUGAUCAGAGAGAUGCAGGGCCAACUGAACACACUGUCCUACAGCUUCGAUGCCGCCCAGAAACAGAUCAAGACUCUGCGCAAUCAUAUAGCCUAUGUGUCCAAUGAGAAUUGCUUCCCCGUUAAGUGCUAAUCCAUGGAUGUAAACCCAAAACGCACCCUCAUAACACACAUAAAUGUAGGCAGCUCAUUAUUGUACCAGUGCGUUGUAGUGUAUGAGAUGCGUUUACUUUAUCACCUUUUAUAUACCAUUUAAAUUCAUUUGUUACUCCAAAUCCAAGUCAAGCUAAUUAAAAAUAUUAGUUCUUUUCGGUCCAA